AAACAAAUAGCCUUGACACCGCUGGGAGUACUUCCUGUCACAAACGUCAAAUAUCUGAAUAAUAAUUGUUGUUUUGAAAUUAGCAAAAAUGUCUUUAGCAGGAUUAAAGAAGCAGUUUAAUAAGGCUAACCAGUUCAUGAGUGAAAAGAUUGGUGGAGCCAAAGGCACAGAGCUAGAUGAUGAGUUUAUAGAAAUGGAAAGAAAGAUUGAUGUUAUGGGAAAACUCGCAGAUGACCUCAUCACAAAAACCCAUGAGUUCCUACAGCCAAAUCCUGCAUCUAGAGCAAAGAUGUCUGCAGCAACAUCUAUAGCGAAGAUUAGAGGCCAAGCAAAGAAUUCUCUCUACCCACAACCAGAGGGAACGCUUGGGGAAUACAUGGCAAAACAUGGCACUGACAUGGGAGAGGAUUCAUUAUUUGGUCAGAGCCUGCAGGAGGCAGGGGAGUCAUUCAAGCGUCUCGCGGAGGUGAAAUACUCGCUGGAGGACAAUGUAAAACAGAACUUUCUUGAGCCAUUGUCACACUUACAGGGGAAGGACCUCAAGGAAGUCAAUCAUCACAGAAAGAAGCUGUCUGGGCGGCGAUUAGACUUCGACUGUAAAAAGAGGAAGAAAGAUAAAGAGGGGGGACGGUCAGGAGGUUCCGCAGUAACAGAAGAAGAGAUUCGUGUGGCUGAGGAGAAGUUUGAAGAGUCAAAACAGCUCACUGAAACUGCCAUGUACAACCUGCUGGAGAACGAUGUGGAGCAAAUAGCCCAGUUGCAAGCAUUUGUGGAUGCCCAGACAGAGUACCACAGACAGGCCCUGGACAUUCUACAGGAGCUUGGGGAAACCCUAGAGUCAAGGAGGAAUGAGGCAGCAUCAAGACCAAAGUCAGAGCACAUUCCAAAGCGUGUAGGAUCAUUCAGCUCAGUCAACCGAAGUCGCAGCCCUUCCCCGUUCAGAGGAAGUGACACUGGCAGUUACAACUUUAACAAUGCCCCCACUUAUGCUUCCACAGUUGAGGAGACAAAUAACUUGAAUGUCCCACCAACUGCAAGCCGUGUAUCAAGACCUCUAUACUCUCAUAAGACAAGUCAAAAGCCAUGUGCAGAGGCGCUCUAUGAUUUUGACCCAGAAAAUAUUGGCGAGCUAGGCUUCAAGGAGGGAGAGAUUAUCAACCUUGUUACUCAGAUUGAUGAGAAUUGGUAUGAGGGAGAGCUUCGAGGGACCACUGGAUUCUUCCCAAUCAACUAUGUCAAAGUUGUUGUUCCUUUGCCAUAAAAUUGGAUAGCAUGAUUCAAUUGCAUUUCUGUGUAAAUUAUUAUUUUUUGGUAAUGAAAUUUGGAUAGAAAAUCUAAAUCAGAUACAGACACUAUUGAAAGAGGACAUAUUGAGAUAUCUGAAGUUUUAAUUGAGUUUUCAGUAUAACAAAAUAGUGUGUUGAUGCUAUAACGCUGCUGUUAUGGAAGAGUUUGAUGUAGAAUUUUACUGCCAUUAGAACUAUUAUGGAGUGUGAUCAUUUAGGCAUUGAAUUAUGAUGUGAAUGAUUUUUAAGAUCUUAAAAUAGAUGCUUUCUUUGUGAAAAUGCUUGUUCACUCUCUGAUGAACAAUGGUGUUGGUUAGGCCCUUUGUGCAUAAUUAAUAUAUAUUUAAUGUCAAGUAAAGUGUAGUUAUCAUACUCCUGUUCUGUUGACCAGAAUUAUAUUAUGCAAUUCUUUUUUUUGUUGAUCAUUUGCAUUUACAUGUACCAUGGAUUGUUUCAUUGUUUAAAUGUAUGAAUGAAUAAAUCGAACAAAUGUAUCAAGAAAAAAUGGGUAUAUAAUGGUAAGUUUGAUUUAUUUCAUAACCCAUUUUAGCUAAAUUGGCAUGUCAAAUUACCAGAAUUGUAUGCAUGAAUUAAAUAAGUUUGAGUAUAUACACAGAUGUAUUUAUAUGAUUUGUCUAUAUGAAAUUUAUGUCAUAGUAUUAAGGUCAAAUAUUCAUUUAACCAUUCCAUGUAUAUAUAAACUUUUAAGUAGUAGAUUUAAAAUCUAAAGAUAGACCCUAUAUUAUAAAAAAAAUAAAGUAUAAGCUUGUCAUCAAAAACAAUGUUUGCUUCUUUUUUUUAUAAAUUUAAGUCUCUCAAUUAUAUUGAGCAUUUUUUCCAUUGAAGUUGGAUGUGUGAAAAAGGAGUUUGUUUAUUGUAAAAGUAAAUGGGUAAGAAUGAUAAUAACCAAAAAAAACCUAUUCAGCUUAUGUGCAAUUUCCCUCAUGAUAUAACAAUAUUUGCUCAGUUUAAAGUAAAACAUACCUUGUGUUGUACAGAAACAUAUGAAUGCCCACAUUUAAACCAGAUCUACUCACAUUUUUAUAGAUUAUACAGUGUGUCAUUACAUUUACAAGAAUAUAUUAAUGUUUGAAGCCUGAAUUGUUUAUUAUUGUAUUAAAAAAAUAUCAUAACCCUUGUACCUCAAUAUAUUAUUUGCACCAAACUAGUGUUUUUUUUCCCUUUGACCAUUUUUUGUUGUUUUCUUGCAAGUUUUGUCAUUUAUUUAUUUCAUACAAUCUGUAAACAGAAAAAUAUUACAACAAUCAUGUUCAAUUUUCAAUUCAGUAUUCACAUAUUAUGAUUUAUUUGAUAUACCGUGAAUCAUUGCAGAUUGAAAGGUACUUCUAAGUAGGUCAGCAGCUGACAUUUAUUUGAAUUAUAUAUGUAUAUGUGAAAUUCUUUAUGUAUAGGUAAGGUAAAAAAACCUACAAAAAAGCGCAUAAUGUCUAGCAUGCAUACUUCAUGUGAAUUCUCCACAAAUUGAAAGUUCUCAUUUAGUUUCUUAUAUGGUAUAGUGGCUCUUGUAUAAAAAUGGAAUCUAUUUUUUUUGUAAUUUAUUUAUCUAGGCCUAGAUUUCAAAAGUGGGUUUGUUAACUGUUUAUGAAUAAAACUUCUUUGUCAGUUAGUACUUUUUCAUUGUGAUGUAAAAUUAAUGAUAUAAAAUAUUUACAUUUGCAAAUACUUUCAGAGAAAUAUUACCCAACAUGAUCUGUUUGAUUUAUUGUUUUGUUUUGAAAUUAUUCAUUAUUGAUUGUCUUGCACCGCUUUUUUCAUACCCAAUUUUUGUUCUCGGUCUGUUUUGGCAUUAUGUUUAUAUGUCUUUCCCUUAACUUUGUUCUGUUUUGUUAGCUGUCUCUUGUCUUUGUAUGUUUAGUUUUUAAUUCCAUUGUUUAUUUGUUUAUUAUUAUCAAAAAAAACUGGCGGACUUUUUUCUGAGAAUUUUCUUGGCUGAUUUUUCACUUAAUUUCAGGAUUAUUAAUAGAUCAGUUUAAAACAGUUUGAAACUCUUUCUGCAUAUUGGUAAAAACAUUUCUAAAUGAUCACAUUUUGCUUCUUUAAAUGGGAUUAAACAUAUUUGCAACUUCAGCUUUUAUUAAACUUAAAAGCUUUAGUAUCAAGAUAAUUAAGACAAACCAUUUUAGUAUCUACUUGUGGGUAUCAUAGAAAGCUUGAAUCAUCAUAUAUCUUCUGUUCUGUUUUGAUAUUCCCUGUCCUGUUCUGCCAGUUCUGUUUUAGGUGAUGCGUUUUUACUACUUUGAUGUUUUAAACACUUUGAUCUAUAUUGUGCAUGCUGUCUUUUUUCUAAUUAGCUGUUUACAAGGGCCCUUCUCAUUAAAGGAUCUUAGUCAAACUUCAAAAAAAAUAAAUCUGUAGAAACACAGAUAAAACAAGCAGAUCUGUUUCAUUGUUCCAACAUUGUUUUCAACAGGAUUACUGUGUGAAUAUACAGGGAAAUAACAUAGGUGAUAAAUGUUUGUUUGAGUGUAAGAUGUCAAUAUUUUUCACCAGGUGAGCUCCAAAAGUUUUAUUAUCUUGAUGUUUACUAUUAAUAUUCUUGAGGUGAAAUACAUAGCAUUUUUACACUAAAUGAUCAAUUUUUCAUUUUGUUUCAUGCUUGUUAUAAAAAAAGAUAUUUAAUUGACAUUUAUUUGGAAAAUCCCGGUUUAUUUUACCUAAAUGACAUCAUAAUGGAAAUCUUCUUCCCAGCACUGUGAACAAUUAUGAUUGUUACUAAAAGUGAAACCGGCUAAAUUUUUAAAAACAGUAAGAUUAUAUUUAACAGUCAGAGUUGAUAAAUGUUAUAAUUUGUUCUCAUUUCUCAUUAAACCACUGAAAAGCAUGAAAUUAAAUAUGAAAAUUUUGCUUGUGUCUAAAACCUUAAAUGAAAGUGGGCCAUGAACUUAAAAAGAAAUGGAAAACGUUUUAGAUUUUGGCUUCACAAAAGCUAAUGUAUGUAUAUAUAUUUAAACUAUCAAUUAAUUUAAUUUGAUUAAGCAAUCCUCAUUGCUUUGAGCUCAUGCUGCAAAUUAUGUUGACUCAAAAAUUUGUUUAGUAUGUACUAAUACUUUUCAUUUAUGAUAACUUCAUUAUCAAAGUUCAUACAUUUCAUGGUAUGUUUCUUUUAGACGCUAAUAUGUUAGGACUUGAAACAAAAUAAAUAGUUUCCCCUAAGAUGCUUUAUAGUCUGUUAUUGUUAUGAAGUAUGGAUUUAAUGCCUAAACUUGAUACAGACACCUUGGAAAGAGUUCAUAUUAGGUGUACCAGAAGUAUCAGGAAAAUAUAAUAUUUUACAUGAAUUGCUGAACCUGUUUUUUUUAUAAAUUAGUUUAAGCAGCGUAAGAAGUUUGUUUUAUUAGCAAUUUACUUGAUUGUUAAAAAUAUAUAUUCAUUGAGGGAUGUAUUAAAUACAAAUAAAAAUCUUACUGUCAAAGUUAUGCUGUAAAGUGGAUUGUUAAAAAAACAAAACAAUGAUACUUAGAAAAAAGAUUUUAAAAUUGUUAUGCUUGAUGGAUUUUUUUGUUUGUUGUGUGUAACAUUUUUUUUAUUUAAAUACUUCAAUAUGUAUAAAUUACAAUACGAAAAUGAGUUAUAAAUACUAUACUUGUGAAACGGAAUGUUGUUUUAUUUCUUUAUUUGAUUUAUUAACUUCUUCAUGGCAGAAUUCAAUAUUUUAAGCAAAUGUGUUGAAUUGAUAUUCCCAGCCAGAUACGGCAAAGAAGAUGGCAUGAAUAUCAUGAGUUGGUUAAUUAUUUCAAUAUGGCUGCAGAGUGAUGGACUCUUAUAAACUUUUGAUUAUCCAGGAUAUGAGAUAUGAGUCUAUUUGCAAGUGUUUGAAAUAAAAGGUUAUUGAAUAGAGUGUAGCAUUUACUUUGAUCAAUUAACCUAGAUUUUGACCAAACGUUACCCUGUUGCAACUAAAUAAAAUAGUUCAUCAAUGCAAACAUCCUGAUUAAGUAUCAUGAAGGUUGGGUUAGAAAUAUUGCAAAUCUAUAAGAUUGGGGCAGAUAUAUUGCCUUUGUUCUCAAUAUUUCACUCAUAUUUGACCUAGUGGCCCAGUUUUGACCCCCAUGUGACCCACUUUUAAAGUUUACCAAGAUUUCAUCAAGGGGAACAUUCUGACCACAGUUUGAUCAGUCUGACCCAUCAUUACCAGUAUUCCGGACAUGAUUUGUUCAAAGAUUUGACCUAGUGACCUAGUUCCUAACAUCAUGUGACCCAGUUUUGAACUAGUCAAUCGUUUUAUCAAGGCAAACUUUUUGAUUAAGCUUCAUAAAUAGUGGACAUUAUUAAUUGUAUGUUCUUAUUAUUAUACUAAGGUUUUACAAUAAUUUAAUGCAAAACGGUACGAGAAUUUUGAGUGAAAAGCUACGGUGUUCAACUAUACUUGUUUACUCCAAUAAACGUUCAAAAGAA
This is a messenger RNA of Mya arenaria, 5702 nucleotides long. RefSeq names its product endophilin-A3-like. Gene Ontology annotation, cellular component: cytoplasm. Gene Ontology annotation, molecular function: protein binding. Lineage: Eukaryota; Metazoa; Mollusca; Bivalvia; Myida; Myidae. Bases 89 to 1261 code for a protein of 390 amino acids. The record is from RefSeq and is a predicted model, not a curated record. The transcript is spliced from 14 exons.